GUGUAUACAGCGUGAGUCACCGAGAGGCGGAGGAGGUGGAGGAAAAGGGGAAGGAGGAGUGCACUGGCCGGGAUCGGUGCGGCGCACACACUCACUCGCUCACACUCGCUCACUCUCUCCGAGCGCGUCUCGCUCGCUCGCUCACACACACGCCGGGAGCCCAGGAGCGCGCAGGAUCUCGAGCGCCGCGGAAAAGUUGCUCCGGCUUUCUCUCCGGGACUUGGGGCUUUGGAAAGUGCAUUUGCUCCGCCGUGCCGCCGAGCCUGCGGAAUCCUGCCCUCGCGGCUCGGGACGUUGGGAACACCAGUCGCCGCCGCCGCCUCUGCCUCCGGGACUGUCGGCGGCCUCGACAACAAUAGCGGCGGCCGCCCGCGGCCGGGCGCCCCAAGCCGGUGCCCGCGGGGCUCCCGGGACCCGAGCCGGCCUCUGCUGCCCGGACGCGCGGCCGGCGUGCUUCCCGCGGGCAAGGCGAGCGCCCAGGAGCCGCUCCAGCCCCGAGCCCCCGUGGGGGCCGCGCCGAGCUCCGUCUGCCGAGUCCAUCCCGCCGGCUGGAGUAGAUCGCGGCGCCGGCUCCGAGCCCUCGGCGCCUUCCCGCGCGGAUCCCGGGACCUACAAAGCCGGGGCCGUCCCGGCCCGGGACGGGAUGCGGGUCGGUCCGGUGCGCUCUGCCAUGAGCGGCGCCUCGCAGCCCCGCGGCCCGGCCUUGCUGCUCCCGGCCGCCCGGGGCGCCCCGCUCAAACGCCUGCUGGACGCGGACGACGCGGCGGCCGUGGCGGCCAAGUGCCCGCGCCUCUCCGAGUGCCCGAGCCCCCCGGACUACCUCAGCCCUCCCGGCUCGCCCUGCAGUCCGCAGCCGCCCCCCGCCGCGCCGGGGGCUGGCGGCGGCUCUGGGAGCGCGCCGGGGCCCAGCCGCAUCGCCGACUACCUGCUGCUGCCCCUGGCGGAGCGCGAGCAUGUGUCCCGGGCGCUGUGCAUCCACACCGGCCGCGAGCUGCGCUGCAAGGUGUUCCCCAUUAAACACUACCAGGACAAAAUCAGGCCUUAUAUCCAGCUGCCAUCACACAGGAACAUCACCGGCAUCGUGGAAGUGAUCCUUGGGGAAACCAAGGCCUACGUCUUCUUUGAGAAGGACUUUGGGGACAUGCACUCCUAUGUGCGAAGCCGGAAGAGGCUGCGGGAAGAGGAGGCCGCCCGGCUCUUCAAGCAGAUUGUUUCCGCGGUGGCCCACUGCCACCAGUCGGCCAUCGUGCUUGGGGACCUGAAACUUAGGAAAUUUGUCUUCUCCACGGAGGAGAGAAGCCAGCUCAGACUGGAAAGUCUAGAAGAUACACACAUAAUCAAGGGGGAAGACGAUGCUCUGUCAGACAAACAUGGCUGCCCAGCCUACGUGAGCCCCGAGAUCCUCAACACCACGGGAACCUACUCCGGAAAGGCGGCCGACGUUUGGAGCUUAGGGGUGAUGCUCUACACCCUUUUGGUGGGACGAUACCCCUUUCAUGACUCAGACCCCAGUGCCCUCUUCUCCAAAAUCCGCCGCGGACAGUUCUGCAUUCCUGACCACAUUUCCCCCAAAGCCAGAUGCCUCAUUCGCAGCCUCCUGAGACGCGAGCCUUCGGAGAGACUCACGGCUCCCGAGAUCUUACUCCAUCCCUGGUUCGAGUCUGUCUUGGAACCUGGCUACGUCGACUCAGAAAUAGGAACUUCAGACCAGAUUGUCCCAGAGCACCAGGAGGACAGUGACAUUAGUUCCUUCUUCUGCUAAACCUCAGAAACCUCAAUUCUCACACAUAGCAUUUCCAUUUCUAAAGAUGGACGGGCCUCUCGGCGUGGUGCCAGCCGGACACGUGACGGCGUGAAGACUGUAGCUGCUGAACUCGACGUGGCCCCCCCGCCCCCGUUUGUUGUGAUGAGUGUGUAUUGAUCCGAUCGGCUGCCCCUCUUAACGAGAACCCUCACCAACCAACCGCCCCGCUGGCAGAUGCGGGGGUGGGAGGGGGGGGUGGGUGCUGCAUCUUCCUAGGUGACAAAGAGCAUGGAGAUAUUCUACAGCACGUGUGGUCAAACGAAAGGAACUCCUACGUUUUAAAGGGAGUGUAAGUGAGGCGCACAGUGGCAUUUUGGGCAAUAACCAUAUUUUUAACAGGGUGACAAAUCAUUUGGGCCAAUGAACCUGCCAUCUUCGAACUUGUCUUUGGGAGCUAGACGUUCGCUACCCUAGCUUCUCUCUUGGAAAGUUUUUUUUUGUUUUUUUUUUUUUUGGUUUGGAUUAACACACACCCUGUCUACACAUUCACAGUUACCAAUGACCCUGCUCCGUUUUUGGAGCAGAGCGUUGGGGGAGCACAGGAGCCUGCCUGAACCCCAAACCCAGACUCUCUCUUCUGUUUUCCUGCCACGACCUCAUUUGCACUAAUGCCUUCUCUCUGACCUUGAAAUGUCCCCGUCUUUGCUGUGAAAGCACUUACCAGCUAACCGUGGAGGGGUAUCACAAGAGAUUCGAACUCCUUGGCUAUUUCAGAACUCUGGGCUCAGAGAGACGGCAGAUUUUUAAACGUUCAUUUGAGCUCUUGGAAACCUUUAGCCUGGUUGGGUCCCCUGAAACAGGUCAGCCUGCAUCCUUUUUUUUCCUCAAGACCAUCUCACGGGGGAGUAAUUUGUCUAGGAGGAGAAAGAUAGGGAGACUCCCUCGCCUCUCCCAAGAGCAAACGGUAAACAUCUUUGUGCUUCAGAGAAAGUGGGUUUUGGAUAGUCUUAGACGAUUCUCAGACCCGCUUGCAACCCCUUCAUGCAUAUGGUCUGCCUCUGGCGUUACGUGUCACAUCUGCAGUUUUGCAUGAUGGGUUGUUAAUAUUUUAAAUUUGAUGUGGUUUAUGAAUACAACUCUGUAAUCAGCAUCCGGAGUGAAAUAGCCCCAAAUCUUUAAAGUCAGAAGAGACUUUCAAAGUUUUUCCUCUUUCUGCCAUCUCCUAACCCCCCACCCCCCAACCUUCCCCAUCAACUUCAGCUUCCUUCAGGUGGGAGUCAGCGUCUGUUUGAAUGCCUCCAGAGGUGGGAACUCACUACCUACGAAAAGACAUCUCUUAACAAAGAAACUGCAAAACUCGCAUUAAAAAAACAAACAACCAAGAACCCACGAGAUAUCAGUAAAUGUCUCAGUACUGAAAUCAGGUGAUUAAACGGGUAAACCAAACAUACUGUAUUUUGAGAAAUGGCACAGAUGGGCAGGUCAUCUUUAAGGGCUACGCCUCGGCAAACAACUAACCUGCGUUGUGAGAAUGUUGUAUAUACCUCACGUACUGUGUACUUUGUAUAUAUAUUUUACCUUUUAUACCUAUCGUCCGAUAUGUGUUGUUUUGGCCCUGAGGCUCGGUUUGUUGUCUGUGUCUGUCUGAAUAACCUGCGUGUCUAAAACCACGUGAAAUGUGAAUGAUUAUCGGCAAUAUUACCUUGACAGAAUCAUGGGACUCGGAGAAGAGGGAGGGCGGAGGCCUCUUGUACUAUCGUGCUCGUGGUUGCUUGACUGUUGUAUCUGUGAUACGUUACCCGGCCGAGGACUCCGGGCCAGCUGGGGCUUCUGCCGGGAAAGCCCGAAACACUAGAUCCUUCCUGUACAUGUGUAUAUAUGUGAACAGUGAGACGGCCGUUUCUGACUUGUAGAGAAAUUUUAAUAAAUCGGGUUUCGUAAAUA
Hyaena hyaena (striped hyena) is the source of this 3688-nucleotide messenger RNA. RefSeq names its product tribbles pseudokinase 1 (gene TRIB1). The record is from RefSeq and is a predicted model, not a curated record. Bases 644 to 1762 code for a protein of 372 amino acids. Gene Ontology annotation, cellular component: nucleus. Gene Ontology annotation, biological process: protein phosphorylation; positive regulation of proteasomal ubiquitin-dependent protein catabolic process; regulation of MAP kinase activity. Gene Ontology annotation, molecular function: mitogen-activated protein kinase kinase binding; protein kinase activity; ATP binding. The transcript has 3 exons. Lineage: Eukaryota; Metazoa; Chordata; Mammalia; Carnivora; Hyaenidae.